CAAUGUAAACCGAUAUCCAUUUUGAUUGAUAAAAUUUUUCUUUUUGAUUAAAAUAAAGUCUAUCGACCGUUCUGCAAAAAUAUUGUCCUUUGGUUGUUGUUGUUGUUUUUGGACGAGAGUUUCUUCAUUUGUUAUGAGAGACAUGAUCAUGAAUCGUUUGGAAAAAUAUUUUGAAUUAAAACAAUCACCGAACAUACAGGCAAUGUAUGUUUGGAUUGAUGGCCGUCAACAAUUACGUUCAAAAACAAAAACAUUAAAUUUUCAACCAAAAUCAAUAACCGAAUUACCAUUAUGGACAACUGAUGGUCAUUCAACUUAUUUAACAGAAAUAAAUUCUGAAAUUUAUUUGUUACCAAUCCGAAUGUAUAAUGAUCCAUUUCGUGGUGAUAAUAAUCGAUUGAUAUUUUGUGAAACAUUGUUGGAAGAUUUUAGCCGGACAAAAUCGAAUACAAGACAUUCAUGUAAUUUGGUUAUGGAUAUGAUUGCCGAUCAAGAACCAUGGUUUAGUAUUGAACAAGAAUAUUCAUUACUGGAUGGUAAUGAUCGUAAUAAACCAUUAGGUUGGCCAACAGGUGGUUUCCCAGGGCCACAAGGUCCAUAUUAUUGUGGUGUUGGUGCUAAUCGAGUAUUUGGCCGAGAUAUUGUUGAAGCACAUUAUCGUGCAUGUAUGUAUGCUGGUAUUAAGAUUGCCGGUGAAAAUGCUGAAGUAAUGCCAUCACAAUGGAAAUUUCAAAUCGGUCCAUGUCCAGGAAUUUUGAUUGGUGAUGAUCUAUGGAUGGCACGUUUCUUAUUACAUCGUAUUGCUGAAGAUUUUCAUGUUUCGGUUACAUUUGAUCCGAAAUCAAUUCCCGGCGAUUGGAAUGGUGCCGGUGCUCAUACAAAUUUUUCGACCAAAGCUAUGCGUGAAAAAGGUGGUAUGGCUGUGAUUGAAUCAGCUUGUAAAAAAUUGGAAAAGAAUCAUGCCAAACAUAUUGUCAAAUAUGAUCCAAAUGGUGGUGCUGAUCGUAGUGCAUCGGUACGUAUUCCUCGACAAGUUGCCGACGAUGGUUAUGGUUAUCUUGAAGAUCGACGACCAUCAUCAAAUAUGGAUCCAUAUGUUGUAUGUGAACAAUUAGUUCGAACAAUUUGUCUAAAUGAAUAAUAAUGAAAUAAUCGAUUCUAUCGAUUGAUAUUCGAUUAUUCAAUUCGUUCUUUACUUUUCGAAUCGAACACAAAAAAAUUCGAACCAAUUCGAAUUCAAAAAAAAAAAUAUAUAGUCUUUGUGUCUGUUUGUGACAUUGAAAUUCAUUUGAUCUGCAGAUCUGAUCUGAUCGAUCGAUAUAUAAUUAUCUUGUUGAAAUGUGAAAUGAAAAAUCACCAAAAAAAAAAAAUAUACACGAAAAGAGUUCAAUC
Dermatophagoides pteronyssinus (European house dust mite) is the source of this 1392-nucleotide messenger RNA. RefSeq names its product glutamine synthetase-like. Lineage: Eukaryota; Metazoa; Arthropoda; Arachnida; Sarcoptiformes; Pyroglyphidae. Gene Ontology annotation, molecular function: glutamine synthetase activity. The record is from RefSeq and is a predicted model, not a curated record. Gene Ontology annotation, cellular component: cytoplasm.